GCCCGCCCGCAGGUGGAAAUGUCACAAGAUGAUAAUAACAUGGAAGAAUACCCCACUGAAAUUCAUGAUUAUCUCACAGCAUUUGAAAAGUCCCUUGGUUCUGUAGAUGAGAUGCUGAAAACAAUGAUGUCAGUUUCUAGGAGUGACCUUUUGCAAAAGUUAGAUCCUCUUGAGCAAGCAAAGCUGGAUCUGGUUUCGGUAUACACAUUAAAUUCUAUGUUCUGGGUAUACUUGGCUACCCAGGGAAUCAAUCCAAAGGAACAUCCAGUGAAACAAGAGCUGGAGAGAAUAAGAACAUACAUGAACAAGGUCAAAGAAAUAGCAGACAAGAAAAAGGCAUCCAAACUCGAUAAAGGAGCUGCUUCUAGAUUUGUAAAAAAUGCACUCUGGGAACCAAAGGCAGAAAAUGAACAUACUUCCAAAACUCCUGCUAAAGGAAAAAAGAGACAAAGGGACUAAAUCUUUUUUUCCCCUCAUAAGAAUUGCGGACACCUAGAACUUGCUUGGAAAUGUUUUGCAUACUGCAUGCAUCUCAUAGAAGGGCUGUAUAACAGAUUAAUUUAUACUUAAAAAUUCUACAGGAUUGUAUUUUCUCCAGAACAUUUGUUACUGUGGUGAUCACAUUUAAUGUGUAUCUAAAAGUGCCAUUUGAUGCACAUUGGACAUUUCAUUACUCACAUGAUAAUAACCUGACAUAUACUUGCUGGUAAUAAAUACUAGUGAUGUUUUGUUUAUAAUGCCUAUGAAUUCAAAUUUUAAGUGAUUUAUUGACGCUUUUUUAUAUGUCCUCAAUCUCCUCAAUAUUAAAAAGUUUGAAACACUGCUAUCCAGUCUGUGGUAUUUAUGAAAGAGCAUUGUGUGAAAUGCCUUCUUUUUAGAGUUUUGUAAGGUUUAUUCACUGUAUUAAACUCUUUUCAACUUGAA
Messenger RNA from Melospiza georgiana, 924 nucleotides. RefSeq names its product C1D nuclear receptor corepressor (gene C1D). Gene Ontology annotation, cellular component: nucleolus; exosome (RNase complex). Lineage: Eukaryota; Metazoa; Chordata; Aves; Passeriformes; Passerellidae. The transcript has 5 exons. Gene Ontology annotation, molecular function: DNA binding; RNA binding. Bases 19 to 459 code for a protein of 146 amino acids. The record is from RefSeq and is a predicted model, not a curated record. Gene Ontology annotation, biological process: maturation of 5.8S rRNA; regulation of gene expression.